This is a messenger RNA of Trifolium pratense (red clover), 2083 nucleotides long. Its product is annotated as amino acid transporter AVT6A-like. Lineage: Eukaryota; Viridiplantae; Streptophyta; Magnoliopsida; Fabales; Fabaceae. Gene Ontology annotation, biological process: amino acid transmembrane transport. The record is from RefSeq and is a predicted model, not a curated record. Gene Ontology annotation, molecular function: amino acid transmembrane transporter activity. The transcript is spliced from 6 exons. The coding region runs from base 325 to 1710 and encodes 461 amino acids.
AAAAACAUGAUUAUGAUCGGUUGACCGUGCAUAUUCCUUUUUCUCUUUUUUGAAUAUAAGAAUGACUGUAUUUUUUUUUAAUAAAAAUAUGGUUGUUACUCUUCCGAAUUUCCGUUAACUGAACACUAUAAUCUGUAUCGGAGGCGAUGAUAAAAGCACCGCAAACUAGACGGAGAAGAGAUGUUUCCUCCGCAAUACGCAUUCUUGUGUCGUCUGUUCUGAAAGCGUUUGGCGCCAAACAGAGUCUUAAGAAGCUGAUUUGAAAUUUAGAGAGAGAGAGAGAAGACUUGUUUUCUGAAGGAGAGAGAAACUUGAAAGCUGAAAAUGACAGUUGGAACUCUUGUACCUAAGGCAGAGAGUAACAAACCAAGGAAGAAGAAGGAAAUUGUUGAUGAGAAUGCGCCUUUGUUACCUAAGACUCAAGAAACAGAUGCUGAGAUCCAUGAAUUUAACGGAGCUUCAUUUUCUGGGGCUGUUUUCAAUUUGUCCACCACAGUUAUUGGUGCUGGGAUCAUGGGCUUGCCUGCCUGUGUCAAAAAGUUGGGAAUGGUGCCUGGCCUUCUUGCCAUAAUCCUAACAGCAUUAUUGACAGAGAAGGCAAUUGAGUUCAUGAUCAGGUUUUCGAGGGCAGGGAAUAUUUCUUCCUAUGGAAGUCUUAUGGGGGAUGCCUUUGGGAAAUAUGGAAAAGCUUCGGUAGAGUUAUGUAUUGUAAUCGGUAACAUUGGUAUUCUUAUUGUUUACAUGAUAAUUAUUGGUGAUGUGAUUUCUGGAACAACUUCAAGUGGAAUUCACCAUGCUGGUAUCCUUGAAGGAUGGUUUGGUGUCCAUUGGUGGACUGGGCGUACAUUUGUUAUUGUUUUCACAACACUUGCUGUGUUUGCACCUUUGGUCAGCCUCAAGCGAAUUGAUUCAUUGAGAUUCACAUCUGCUUUGUCAAUUGGAUUAGCAGUUGUUUUCCUUGUCAUUGCUGCAGGGAUCUCAAUUAUCAAGAUUAUUAGUGGAGGCAUUGGGAUGCCCAGACUCUUCCCCAUCAUUACUGAUGUAGCCUCAGUUCUUGAUCUAUUCACUGUAGUUCCUGUGCUGAUGACAGCCUACAUCUGUCACUACAAUGUUCAUAACAUAGAUAAUGAACUGGAGGAUUCCUCACAGAUGCGUGGGGUUGUGCGCGCUUCCCUUACUCUAUGCUCUUCAGUGUACUUACUGACAAGCUUCUUUGGGUUCCUUCUAUUUGGCGAAGAAAUUCUUGAUGACGUGCUUGCCAAUUUUGAUACUGAUCUUGGAAUUCCUUUCGGUUCUGCGCUCAAUGAUGCUGUUCGUUUUAGCUAUGCUGCGCAUCUUGUGCUUGUAUUUCCUGUAGUGUUCUAUGCAGUGAGGGUCAAUAUAGAUGGUCUCAUAUUUUCGUCUUCAAGAAGGCCUUUGCUUGUUGAUAACUUCAGAUUUGCAUCGAUUACUAUUGCCCUUGUUUGCACUAUCUUCUUGGGAGCAAAUUUCAUACCUAACAUUUGGGUAAUUUUCCAGUUCGCUGGAGCAACAAGUUCUGUUUGUAUAGCAUUCAUAUUUCCAGCUGCAAUCACUCUGAGGGAUCGUUACAACAUAGCAACUAAAAAAGACAGGAUUAUGUCUCUCAUUAUGAUAGUCCUUGCAGUCUUGUCAAAUGCUAUAGCUAUAUACAGUGAUGCCUAUGCUUUGAUCAACAAGAAAAAAACUUAAUGCAAGUGAUUUCUUGAUUUUAUAGCUCACGGUACAGUACAGGUAUUUCCAUACUUUCAGAUGAAAGGGACAUAAGUUGCAGUGAUUAUGUAUAAAAUCCUUUUUUUAGAGGGUCUGAUUCUUAUAGGUUGAUUAUAAAAUAAACAAAGCAACCAUGUGUCUAGACAACUUCCGACAUGAAUCAAAGAGAGGAAAACAAAAUACAAAACCGUAUAUUUAUACAGUGUCCGACAACAUAUUUGUUGUACAAAUAACACCACUCUUCACAUUAUUAAGGAUGCAUCUUUAAUGAAGUUGAUUUUUGUUAUUUCUCGAUAAUCAUUUGUAUCUCGAAAUUUUCUUGCUGCUAAUCUAAUUUAUUUUAUAUUUGAAA